AGAUUGCUACUGUUUAACUCCGUCCUUAUCGUGACAACAUUGCAUUUGCUGAUUUGUGUGUAUGCAUUUUGUAAAUGAUCAUAUUCGGUCGAAAGCUUACGGUAUCAUUGAUUAACGUUUGCGAUGAUGGAAACGCGAUCAGCGGUUUAUAAAAUGAUGAAGAAUACAGCUCAUGAAGAAAGGCAGAUAACAAAGUGGCAACCACCGUUCUUAUCAGAUGCAACCCCUUACGUGAAACGAGAUUUUGAUAUCCAUGUUCGUGAGGUGUGUCUCUCUAAACAGUCUAUUUCAAUACCCAAAAUAUCAAAAGCAAUUAUCCUUGGAGACGUGGCUGUUGGCAAGACUUCCUUAGUUAAUCGAUUUUGUCACAAACACUUUGACAAUAAUUAUAAAGCUACCAUAGGAGUAGACUUCGAGGUGGAGCGUUUUGACAUUCUAGGCAUUCCUUACAAUUUACAGAUAUGGGACACAGCAGGGCAAGAGAGAUUCAAGUGUAUUGCAGCUUCAUAUUACAGGGGUGCGAAUGUAAUUGUGAUUGUCUUCGAUUUGGGAAGCCUAAUGUCCUUGUCCCAUUGUCGACAAUGGUUAGAUGAGGCACAACGAUCUAACAAUGGCACAGCUCAACUUUUCUUAGUUGGCAGCAAAAGAGAUCUAUUGUCAAAUUCCGUUUAUGAAGUCAUAGAGAGACGAGCAGUGUCUGUUGCACGCUCGAUGAGAGCCGAGUUCUGGGCUGUUUCAGCUAGAACUGGCGACGGCAUUUCUGAGCUAUUUUCGAGAAUCGCUGCAUUAUCCUUUAAUGCUUUGCUUCUGCAAGAAGUGCAAAGUAUCCGAAAAGUCUGUACAAUUGGUAAUUCAGAUCUUGUCACUCUCAAGUCAACGCCGGAUAACAUCCCAAAGAAGAAAAACAAGCCACGUUGUUCUGGCAGUUGUCUUAGUCAAUCAUGAUAAUAUGAAAUUACAAUACAGAUAAUUCACACCGCCUUUGCGUUGAAUCACCUUUCAAAAAAUUCGCCCGCAUUUGAUUUCAAAUCAUUCUCACCUUCAUCCGCAUGUAGCGCUACUAAUCAAAAUUUGAUAGAGUGCAGCCCCGUAAACGAACUCGUUGAUUCCCGUAUGGUUGCGCAGUGCGCAUCCUCAAUGUCGGCAUCUUGCUAUUGUCAAUCUACUAUUCAUACGUCCAUGAUCUGUCCUAUGUUUGGUUUCCAUUCCCGAGUAAUGUGCGGUAGUGUUAAUUUGUGGUUAUUAUAUUUAAAAAAUUAAAUAAUUAGACGA
Molecule: messenger RNA, 1272 nt
Organism: Athalia rosae (coleseed sawfly)
Lineage: Eukaryota; Metazoa; Arthropoda; Insecta; Hymenoptera; Athaliidae
Gene: RabX5
Product: ras-related protein Rab-34
Exons: 7
Coding region: 124-945 (273 amino acids)
Molecular function (GO): GTPase activity; GTP binding
Source: RefSeq, a predicted model, not a curated record